This is a messenger RNA of Pomacea canaliculata, 8955 nucleotides long. RefSeq names its product metabotropic glutamate receptor 2-like. The record is from RefSeq and is a predicted model, not a curated record. Gene Ontology annotation, biological process: G protein-coupled receptor signaling pathway. The transcript is spliced from 14 exons. NCBI's taxonomy places the organism in Eukaryota, Metazoa, Mollusca, Gastropoda, Architaenioglossa, Ampullariidae. Gene Ontology annotation, cellular component: membrane. Gene Ontology annotation, molecular function: adenylate cyclase inhibiting G protein-coupled glutamate receptor activity. The coding region runs from base 2371 to 5478 and encodes 1035 amino acids.
GGGUGAAGAACUCGGUGUUUGAGACUGAACCAACAACUAAUGAUAUAUCACAGUAAGGCAGCCAGCCCUGUAAGCAGAUGCCACAUGUAGAGAAAGAACAGCAUGACCGUGACGAGAGUUGAACCCUGGACAGUCAACCUUCACUGUGUUGGUGACAGGUGGUAUUGACGGACUGAACCAAUAGCUCAGCCGGGUGACAGACUCUACACACAGGAGUGCAUCCAUCCAUUCAUCCGUCAUCUAGCAGUUCAUCCAUUCACCCGUCCAGUCUUCCACGACUUUUCAUCCCUCCUCUAUUCAUUAUCCGUCUGUCAGGUUAUUAUUCGGUCCUCCGUGGAGGCAGGCAACCAACUAGCCAAUUCCAGCCGCAAAUACAGGUUUCAGAACAGACUCUCGAGUGAAGAGAGAGCUGUUUAGAUGCUGCUGUCCAUGAAAGUCGUCCAAACACUACUAUUAGGGUGAGAUCACACGCGCCUGCCAAUGAUGUAUUGCCUUCGCGAGGUUAGUAAAUGAGCGUUCGUUUGGGUUCAUACUGCACAGACAGGGGCCAGACUGUCACGGGGUGGGGUGAUCGUGCCGGAGGGUCGGUGAGGGGAGAGAGAGAGACUGAGGACAACUUUCCAGUUGAUAUCGCCAUACUCCAAGCUCCUCUAAAGCAUCUUCUCUCUCUCCUUCACAGAGAGAGAGAGAGAAAGAAAGAGAAAGCGCACGAAUCUUCCCUCCUAUGUCAGGCGGUGCCUUCUCUCCUGCUACCUUGGUCUCCCGCCCGCCACUGGUGCCAGUCUUGGCUCACAGACCUGGCUGGCAGGUCGCAGUUCGCGCAUGCACCACCGGGAGGACGCGGCGAGGCGCGCGGCAGUGUCGCGUGGUCCAUCACCGUAUGUGUUGUUUCCCAAGCAACCCCCAGUAUCCCUUCCUCAUUCCCGCUAGACACAGGAAUACCAAGAAGAGACCAGCAAAACCCACUUGGAAACUAAUACCUUACAAAUCCGCAGAAAUGGUUGUUUCUGAUGUUGGACACCAAAGAGUGAAGAAAAAGCUUUGUGUGGAGUUCUAAAUUUUUAAUGCUUUUGCUUGGUGUCGUUGCGCUGAAGAAGCAGGUGGGAUUGAAAUGUGGAUAAAGAUUUUAAGCAGUCACAAUUCUAGUUCUUGGACAAGCUUCUGUUUUAUAGAAUUAGUUGUUCUUCUCUCAUUUCAGUUAGAAAAAGUAGCGGAAUCCUUUACUGAAUAUUCGAUAAUUUAUAGCUCAAAUUAUUUUCUGUGUCACCAAACUUGCUUGGAACAGUUUGUACACUACUUUUUAAUGUAAACAUAUAGACAAAAGAAAAAGUGAGGAAUAAGUAGUGAUUCUUUCUAUUUUUAACUCCUCUUUUCGGAAGCUGACGAUGCAGUUGUCUGUGACUAAUGAUACUUUGAUCUUUCAAGCAUCCCUGUGGAAGUAGUCUCCCUCGUAAUACUCUCCAUUUUAAAGAAAGUUUUUUCAUCGCGAAAGUCUAGAGUCUUAUUCUUUCAACAUUUGAACCACUUUGUUCGGAAAGCCCUGCCAGACUUGCUGCUUAAUGGUCAGAGCAAUAACUCAGCCUGUCAGGGAGCAUCGCCCUACGAGCGAGCCCCAACAACACUGACUGAAGUAAUCUGGAGCUUGGGAAAGUUUGUUGCCUGCUCUACACUCACUCAGUAUUGCUGUCUGCGCCCCCUGGUGACAAGCUAGUCUCAACAGACUGCAGAGUGUGCAUCAUGCUUCCACGAUAAAUCAGCUUUGUUCUAAAGUCGGCAUCAGCACGGCGGCGCCAGGCGGGCAUCAAAUGGUUCCUCAGAAGGUCUUGCAUCGCUUCCUGGAGAAGAAAAACAAGAACCUUCAGCGAGAACAAACGGAAUCAAUGGAUGGUCAGUUUUUGUGGAAACCGUUCGCGAACCUCGUUAAGCACCUUUGUGGGAAAGACUCUUGAGUUUACAAUAAAGGACAAUUUUUCCAAACCCGUUUUUCUUGGACAAACAACUGGACAAAAUCACGGGAGCGGCAGCUCAAGUCCACGGUUGGCAAAAAUCGCACAAUGCGCAGAAUUUUUCUGAUCAGUAAGAGAAGGUUUAGAAUUUCCCUUGGACAGUUUAUUCUACCAUUCUUGUUACUUUAAACAUCUCAGGGCUGUGCUCAUUCUCAGAUGCUGCGUGGUUGUACACGUGGACAUUUCGUCUUGAAGCUCAGAGAGCCAGCGGCUGUAAGCUUCGCGAGUUUGGUCAAAGAGCAUUUCCGGCGAACUUCUGGCGAAUUGACUCCAAUUUCUCCAGCUGUUGUUGGGUUCGCUCUACCGUGUAAAUCUUUUGCUGGGACAGCAGCUGUCAGGCAAAGGAAACACUUAAACUGGAAGUAUGCCAGACCUGUGCUGGAGGAUCUCGAGUGUGCUAGAGAGUUCCUGGACCAUGCAUCUUUUUGGGCUUGUUAGCCUUCUACAAGGUGUUCUUCUGACUCAAGCUGUCGGCAGAUUAUCGAUAACCACGCCUCAGUCUUCCAGACACGUCAGCAAAGGGGACUUCUACUACACCCACAUAGAUGUCAUGGACUACCACAACAAGGUCAGCCAAGAUUCCAACCCUCGUCACCCGGAUCUGGACAAAUUUACCCAAGGAAUGCUUCGCGACGGUUUCGGAAACGGUAACACCCAGCUCGAAGCAUCUGGAUUUUUUCUGGACGGCAACGGCUCCUCUUCCAAACUUAAUUUCACCUGGCCCUUGAGGACCCUGUCGGCCACCAUUGAUGGCCAUCUAACUCUGGGAGCCCUACACAUGGUGCACGAACGCAGCGAGACCUUCGAGUGCGGCAAGGUCAUGCCUCAGGGAGGCAUCCAGGCGCUGGAGACGAUGCUGUACACCAUUGAUUUCGUCAACGAGGAAGGAACGUGGGCUGGUUCAGGGAGCAGAGUUAUGCCGCCUGGAAUACGACUCGGGGUUCUGGCUAAGGAUGACUGCGACAGGGACAUCUUCGGCUUGGAGCAAGCUGUGGACUUCAUCAAAGGGUCUAUUACUAGCAUCGGCGGUUCCUCCUACAAGUGUCCAGACGGGUCACAGCCAGAAAACGAGGUCAAGAUCAUCUCGGGUGUGCUGGGGGCGCCCUCUAGCGUGACAUCAAUACAGGUGCACAAUCUCCUGAAGCUCUUCAAGAUUCCUCAGAUCAGCUUUUUCUCCACAAGCCCGGACCUGAGCAACAGAGAGCGCUUCCCCUACUUCCUGCGGACCAUCCCCUCGGACGUGUACCAGGCGGAGGCCAUGGUGGAGCUCGUCAUCCGCCUCGGGUGGAAGUACGUCUCCGUGGUGUACGAGGAGUCCAGCUACGGCAUCCUGGGCUUCAAUGAAGUGGAAAAGCUGCUGAAAGAGAAGGACAUCUGUCUCGCUACAACCGAAAAGUUGCUCAAAGACUCUGGACAGGCUACAGACCACGGAUAUGACGUCAUUGUCGAUCGACUUGUGAAGAAAACUCACGCACGAGGGGUCAUCAUCUUUGCGUCAGAUCAAGAAGUUGGGGAGCUGAUGAAGGCUGUAAGAAGGAAGCGUGUCACUGGAAGGUUUGCCUGGAUCGGCAGUGAUGGCUGGGGGGCCCGGGGACUGGCCUUCAAGGACAACGAGGAAGAGGUGGAAGGCGCCAUAACGGUUCAGCCACUGGCUGAAGAAGUCCGAGGAUUCAGGGACUACUUUUUCAGCCUGCGACCUGCGACAAACACCCGCAACCCGUGGUGGGUGGAGUACUGGGAACAAUUCUUCAGCUGCAAGUACCCAGGCAGCACCGUCACCCCAUUCAAUCGGGAUUAUUCCAGAGUGUGCACAGGGGAGGAGCAGAUAUCCGACGACAACGGAUUUGAGAUGGAGGCUCAGCUGCAGUUUGUCAGCGACAGUGUCAUGGCAUUUGCACACGCCUUUAAGGACAUGCACCACUACUACUGCGGCGGGAAGCUGGGAGUCUGUACAGCCAUGACGAAAUUUAAUGGCGACCUUCUCAAGCAGUACCUGCUGAAAGUCAAAUUCACAGGCUUGUCAGGUCAAGAAUUCAGUUUUCUGCCCAACGGUGAUGGUCCUUCUCGCUACCGGAUCCUCAACUUCCGACGAACGAGCAGCGGGAGCUAUGAAUGGGCCACCAUCGGCUACUACAAAAACGGACACAUGGACCUCAGCUCUCCUCCACAGUUCAAGGUGAACGAGACCCUGCAUCCCGAGUCUGUCUGCAGCAAGCCCUGUGGACGGAGUCAGUACAUGGUACCCUUCCCUGGAGACCCUUGCUGCUGGACCUGCAAAGACUGCACGCAGUACGAGUAUCUCGUCAACAAGCUCAAAUGCGAGGAAUGCCCCAUGGGCACCGUCCCCAGCUACAACAUGACCGACUGCAUCCCGAUUCCACAGAAGUACCUGCACUACCGAGAUGUCAUCGCCCUGGCUGCCAUGACCUUCGCCUCGCUGGGCAUCAUCACCACCUCCUUCGUCAUCGUGGUCUUCCUUCGCUACAUGGACACGCCCAUCGUCAAGGCCUCGGGCCGCGAGUUGUGCUUCGUGCUGCUCUUCGGCAUCUUCCUGUGCUACGCCAUGACCUUUCUCAUCGUCUCCAAGCCCAGCCUGUACACGUGCGGCGCGCAGAUGAUCGGCCUGGGACUGUGCUUCUCCAUGUGCUACUCGGCCAUCUUGACCAAGACAAACCGCAUCGCUCGCAUCUUCCGCGCCGGCAAGCGAACAACCAAAAGGCCAAAGUUCAUCAGCCCGGAGUCGCAGCUUGUCAUCUGCUUCUCGUUGGUGGGUGGCGAGCUCAUCGUCAGCCUCGUCUGGCUUCUCAUCUCUCCGCCGGCUGCCGUCCCCUUCUACGCAGACCGGGCGGACCACCAGCUGGUGUGUCAGGCGGCGGUGGGAUUUUCCUACAUGAUCGGCUUCACCUACCCAAUCCUGCUGGUCAUCGUGUGCACCUUCUACGCCAUCCUCACCCGCAAGAUCCCCGAGGCUUUCAACGAGAGCAAACACAUUGGCUUCACCAUGUACACCACCUGCAUCAUCUGGGCGGCCUUCGUGGUUAUCUACCUGAGUACUGCGCACAGCAUGCAAAUCCGCACGGCCACCGUGUGUUUCUCCAUCUCGCUGUCGGCGACAGUGGCGCUCAUCUGCAUGUUCGCCCCCAAGAUGUACGUCAUCCUCCUGCGGCCCGAGCGGAACGUGCGUCAGUCCAUGCUCAAGGCCACAGCUGCCAGCGCCACCUCCACCAGCCCCGGCGGCGGGGGCGGGGGUACCAGCAGCUGCAGUGGCGCCACCUACGUCAACGCCGCUAAUAACUCCUCCAUCAGGAUUGACUCAGACAUGGAGAUGACACAGCGCAUGUAUCCCUCUGGUUCCUUCAGCAGCGCCUACAGCACCAGCGCCACGCAGACCCACAGCAACGGCAACAGCGUCAGCACGCAGACCCUGGACAGCGUCGAGCGCGAGUUCGAUGACGACGACGUGGAAUUAUGACGUUAUCGCAACUAUGGCCGAGGCUGUGGCGAGGAGAGCGACGGCGACAGCUUCCUGACCUUGUACGACUACGAGCGACAGCUGGACGUCGCCUUGUGACGUGUGCAGGCUUGUGACGUGUGCAGGGGACCAUGACGUAGCUGGGAUGAGGGAUGGGGUUAGGAACCGCAGCCUCCGACUGGACAGACUCAACUCGAGCUCAACUCACUCCAUAACACGCGCUCAUUCUGUUCCGUUCAUGUGUUUAGUGUUCUGUCCGCAUGCAUACGUGUAACUAAUACUUGUGAGUGAGACUGACAAAAAAGAGAUAAUUGUCCGUUCUUUUCACGAAAUUAUUUAUUUGUUUUGUUGUAAAUUACGUGGUAAUGACCUUACGUGACAACACAAGCACUGAUUCUUUUUUCCAAACCUAAAAAGACUUGUUGAAAACGGUAAUUAAAGAUCGUGAGAUAAAAAGCCUCGAAGUGAAAUGUCUGCGAUCAACUGCUUCCUCGGUGAAUGCGUUGGAGUGGAUGUAAGAGGCAAACUUGACUGACUGGCGGCGAUCAAGUGCGUGAAAAAUAAACAAUAAAUAAUUCAAUAUUGAUGAAUUAAUUAGCCUUACGACAUGUCUGAUAAGAAUACAGCCAUGCCAGAGCUUGGAACCUUUGCUAAACAUAGGUUUCUAAAGGACUUCUGGCUGAUGCCACAAUCACAGGCUGUCAUUUGAAAAAGAAUAAUUUCUUUGCACAAAGCUUGAUUACCUGAUGCAAAUUACUGUUAGAAUUAAUGUAUCUUGAAUAGCUCUGCCAAACUUUUGAGGCGGCUGACUGGAGUUUUCAACUGGAGGACUAAAAAUGAAGGAGAAACGCAAACUAAAAAAGACAGCUCCGGUGCUGUGGGAAUCCAUACCGAUGCUCAAACCAUUUGUGGUACAGCCACGGAACCAGACGUUGGGAAAAAAAAGCCAAAAAAAAAAAAAAAAAAAAAAAAAGGUGAAUUAAAUUGUCCUAACGGCAAAACUGUCUGCUGACUUUUAAAAAAAUUUUGAGCGUCGUGUCUUCGGCGGGAACUAGAAAGUAGCUUCCUUACAUGCAUGGUGCUUGGAGUGAAUAUAAUAUGUGCUGCAAUCUCCUUCUCCUCUUCCUCCUCCUCAUCAUCAUCAUCAUCAUUAGCAGCAGCGGUAUUGUUAUAUUGUCAUCGUUUGGGAAAGAGACUUGGACUUAGUUAAACCAGAGAAAGAUCUGAUCAUGCAUGGUUGACCAUGAGCAACUACAAACCCAAACUCCUGUCACUCUUCCUGCUAUGCGAUAAUCAGUUUUCAUUACAUUUUUUUUUGGUCACAGCUACAUUUUUCUUCCUUCGUAAUAAAAAAAAAACAACAUCAACAACAAAUCAAAAACAAAAAAACAAACAUGUAUAAGUACCUAAAGAAAUUUAGAGACCACAGUGAGGACUUAAAAAGAUGAACACAUACUAAAUCUUCGGCUCGUCUCCACUGAACAGGGAAAUUCUACCUGACACUUAACUUUGUUACUGAGGAUUUCCUGUGAUUUUGUUUCAUUUUUUUAUAGACAAAUUAAACUCCUAUAAUACCAUAAAAAGCAAUAUGCUAGACGUCGUCGUCACCAGGGUUUACAAGCAAACAAAUCUUUUGGAAUUGCGAGUGUAAUUACACUGGUCAUGUCACCUGACACUGCGGGAACGAAAACCCUGUUUCGUCUCUCGCUCUAUUUUUGAUCACGUGACUCAAGUGAGCAGGUCAUUAAAAUAUAAAUAUGUUCGUGUGCCAAUAAAAUGAACGUCGGUCGUUUUGACUUUAACUAGUGCUUUAUAAUUUAUUUUCUCACCUGAAACUUAUCAGUUUAUUUAAUACACACACAUAUAUAUUUUCUAUUUCAAUUAAUAAUUAUAUUACUUCAAUACACGCUCAUAAUGCAUCCAAAAAAAAAAUACUUACCUUUAGAGAUAAUGAAUACAAAUGUUCUAUAUGCGAGUUUAUUUCAAGAACAGGUAUUGUGAAUUCAAAUUAGAUAAAAGUAUAAAUGACUAAGUAAUGACUAAGUAUUAAUAAGUUCAAAAGACAUACAUGAGAGGCUUCUUUAUUCUUUAUGCACGAAAUAUCAACACACAAAAACUGUUAAAGCGCACGAACUAACUAAAUAGACUUUUAUUUUAUUAAACUAAAGACACUAAAUACACUAAAUAGACUGUGUGUGAAGGAUAAGAAUACUUGUGACUAUAGAGGGGUUACAUCCUUUUGACCCGCUUGUCCAUCAUCAACCCUCGACCACUCCCAAUCAACAGCCACAGUACCGUAGAAGUAUUUCGUUGGAGUAACAAGACUUUUAUCCUUGAGUGUCUGUGAGCAUCCGUGAUGAGUGAUAAGAAAUCAGACAGAUGCAGUGUUACAAGAUGCCAAACGAGUGCUAAAAAUGUUUGAAUUGUUUUGAUCUCCUCCUUGGGCGUGAGCUGCACUCAGUCACGAGACUUACGAUGGGCACAAUGGCUGAUUGCAGGUGACUGGCACAUGCUGAACUUUUCUUUUUUUGGGGAAAGUGAGUCUGAGGAGGAAUGACCUCGCCUCUGGAUACCUAUCUUUCCAAUGGUGCUCGACACUCAUUUUUACUCAAUGUCACUGCCGUGAGCUGUGUCCGACCGCAAGGUCGGUGCGCUGAUGACGAAAUGUAUUUCACGAUACAUGACAGACAUUUGCACCGACAAAAAUUGUGAUCACGUGUUUGUUUUUUUUUCUUUUUUUGACAAAUCGCUGUCUGUCGUUGAACUUCCAUGAGCUACUGUUUUACUCCGUUUGUCAGCAACAGCUUCAUACAUGUGUGCAUUUGUUUUUUGCUCACUCACUCACCUCCAAGCUUGUGGUGAGUCUGUACUCUAUACAACCAUAGGCUCCUAGCAUCGGUUUGUCCUACUGCACCUGAGAAUUUCAUUCCACCCCUUUACUUCACGCUGCUUGUCCACUCCACUCCAAUUUUUUUAAGACUCGAAGGCGGGCAGUGUUCUUCCGUGGAAAAAAGAUUUCUUCGAGUGAUUGUUGAAUAGCUUCCUAAUGUUAAUUAAAGUGAGAAUGAGUUGAAAUCACCAAACUGUCUGAAACGUCUCCCCUAUUACCAAUAAAGACUCCUCGGCAGGGAAGAGAAGUAGCAAACACAUAAUCGGGUCCUUAAUACUCUUUGACGAUACCAUUAUCUUUAUUGCUUAUAUAUAAAAUAUAUUUCUCCUUCGUUAUAUACAUUUACUUUUUCUAAAAAUGGAAUUAAUUACGUUUUAACAAUUUGCUAUUUAAAAGUGCUGUUGGCUUCGUAAAGAAUUAAUGCACUGGUAAAAAUACUGCAAAUUCUAUUGUAAUUAUGACUUCAACAAAACUGUUCACUUGGCUUGAUGUGGACAGCUGUGGUCUGGUAUCAUUUGUCAUGUCAUCGCGUGUGCUGAUGUGGAUGUCUUUUGCAAGCAUAGCGGAGUAAACCUUUUCAAAGGAAA